Colletotrichum navitas is the source of this 1167-nucleotide messenger RNA. RefSeq lists its product as uncharacterized. The record is from RefSeq and is a predicted model, not a curated record. Lineage: Eukaryota; Fungi; Ascomycota; Sordariomycetes; Glomerellales; Glomerellaceae. Gene Ontology annotation, biological process: mycotoxin biosynthetic process. The coding region runs from base 262 to 1071 and encodes 269 amino acids. The transcript has 6 exons.
UAUGUAUGUGCCGUGUGCCGUGCUGUGCCGAGAGACCGACAAAACCAAGACAUUCCCCCCCCGGCUCCCCCCCCCGGACUUGGCUUUCCUCUGCAGGCUGGUUUCCUAGUUCUUCUAUUCUUGUUGCUGUUUGUUUGAAGGUCGUCGAAAAUUCUCUGAUUUGCUCGCUGGUCGUGCUGUUGUGAUAUAGCUUCUCUCUACCUCGGGACUCGUUGUUUAUCUCCUAUAUUUCCUCUUAGGGGUUUUCCCUCCACUUCCACGAUGCCGCCCAAAAACCCCGACGCCCACUACGCGACCGUCUCGCGCACGGAUAGCUACGACGACUCCUCGGCGACCGAGGUCGACGAGUCCCUCAUGGGCGACGAAAAGCAGUGGCACUCGAUCGACCUGAGCGGCGAGCAGAGCACAAGAGCCCGCUCGUGGAAGCGCGCCAAGGCCACCCUGCGGCGGCACCGGUGGCUCAUCGACACGCUGCUGCUGCUCACAAACAUCGGGCUCUCGCUGGGCCUGUCGCUGCUCAUGUACUACCAGUUCGAGGACGCAAAGUUCCCCGCGAGCGUGCGGCAGAUCGGCGGCGACUUCAGCGGCGCCGGACCGCAGUUCCCGGUCAAGAUUCAAAAAUUCGAUGCCGACUACAAGGUCGUGCCGCCGAACGCCACGGAUUUCCUCUCCAAUUCCACGAUGGAGCAGUGGCAAUCUCUGUUUCCGGCCGGAGCGGGCUGGAAGGCUAAGGACGACGAGCCGAUUUUCGCCACCACAAUGACGCACCAGCUCCAUUGCCUAUACAUGAUGGGGAUGAUCUACUCCGGCCUCACCACCAACAAGGUCGACAUGUUCACGCCCGACUACAACAUCCACUUCUUCCACUGCAUAGACUACCUCCGACAGGCCGUCAUGUGUUCCGCCGACCUGGCGCUCGAGCCGCACCUUAUCACCGACCCCGACGACAACGGACCCGGCGACGGCAGCUGGAACGCCAUGCAUGUUUGCAAGGAUUAUGGCCAGGUGAUCAAGUAUCUAGACCGCCAAAUAGCGGAAGGGGUCCGCGUUGUUUUGCCCAUUGUCGAUUAGCGUAUUUUUUUUCUUAGCGAAGGGGCUUUGGUCUAUUUUUGGUUGUCUAGCGAAUAUAUCACUUUGUAGAUCUAACGUUGUAUGAAACACCAUCUU